This is a messenger RNA of Colletotrichum paranaense, 798 nucleotides long. Its product is annotated as Asp/Glu/Hydantoin racemase. The record is from RefSeq and is a predicted model, not a curated record. NCBI's taxonomy places the organism in Eukaryota, Fungi, Ascomycota, Sordariomycetes, Glomerellales, Glomerellaceae. The transcript has a single exon. The coding region runs from base 1 to 798 and encodes 265 amino acids.
AUGAUGGCGCCGUCAAUUGACCAGCCCGUGAGACUCCUAUGCAUCAUCCCUAUAUCAACAACAGGCAUGACAGACGACCUCGCACGUGUAUAUCACUCAACGGCAACCCUCCAAAUUACCUUUGUGGACGGCCGCGACCUCGAUGACUGCCCCCCGUGCAUCGAGAACCACGCGCAGGCCAUAUCUUCAACCAACGCAGUUCUCCCCCGUGCGAUAGAGUACAUCUCCACCCACAGCCCGCAUGCCGUCCUCGUCUGCUGCUUCUCAGACCACCCGCUAGUAUACGCACUGGAGGAGCGCUACGGUGACGAGGUUCCCGUCACCGGAAUAUUCCAAGCCGCGUUACAGGAAGCCACAGCAAGUGGAGGCAAGUUCGGCAUUGUUACAACAUCGACCUCAUGGGAACAGCCGUUGAAAGACUCUGUUGAUGACCUCGGUUUCGGGACGUAUUCAACUGGCGUCGCAGCGACUGGCUUGAGCCCACUUGAGCUGGAGAGCUUGGAUCGGGAUUUCGUGAUCGAUCGCAUUGCUACAUCUUCGAAGCCUUUGAUUGAUAACGGUGCCGAAAGUAUUAUCCUCGGCUGUGCGGGUAUGGCGGUAUUGGAAGACAAUAUACUCUCGGCUCUUCCACCUUCGAUCAAGACGAUUGAUGGUGUUCGUUCAGGGAUGACGAUCUUGUCGCGGCGGGUUGAGGAGACGGCUUUAACCAAACCAGUGCUUUCUCUCCUCGACGAUACCAAGACUAAGAUUGCGGUAAGCAGCACGGAAUUGAUGAGGGACAGGCAGCAGAUAUUGUGA